UUGUUUCGUAUUCUUAGCAAUGAUCGGAAGUCGGAGCACAACAUUUCCUCAUAUGUCAAAGAUGCCAUCAACCUUUCUUCAGCCAAGGCAAUGCGUCUCAUAUAACCAUGGCUACUCUCUCCCUUAGGCUGGUCCCUUCGUCGUAAGAAUACUCAACAACAUGCCUAUCGCCACCGAAACUUAUCCCAUCCCGCCAUUUGAUCGCCCUGUUCCUACCACCGAGGAUCUAGACUGGGCCGAUCUCACAGAGCUUCCUCUUGACCUCUUCUAUGACCCCAAAGGCCGGGCUCAGCUCGUUGAGAGCGUCAAGCAUGCUCUCGAAGUCGACGACCUUGGCUUCUGGUCUGUGACUAAUGCGGGCUUUUCGGAUGAGGAAAUUGACCAUCAGUUCGCUAUUGCUCAAGCCUUUUUCAAUCUCCCCAUUGAGGAAAGAAAGUCAAACGCCAUUGAUGCAAAAAACGGUGGCUACCUUGGUUACCGAGCGCCCUAUGAGAGAACAAUUGCCGACACCGACGUUCUUGACAACAUGGAGUUGGUUAAUAUUCCCAAGUAUACCGAUGACUACAAGGAUUAUCCCCGCCACGACAUCUUCAAAUCCCAUGAGACAGUGAUCGCGGACUUCCAUCGCAAGUGUUGGCAACAGAUUGCCAAACCUCUUUUUGUACUUUUUGCCCUUGCUAUGGAGCUUCCUGAAAACUACUUUGUGGAGAGACAUGAGUAUAACAAACCUUCUCAAGACCAUCUUCGCUAUAUGCAAUACCAUCCCCGCACUCCAGAGGAUGAUGCCAAAUGUAACAACCUUUGGUCCUGGGCUCAUACCGAUUAUGGAUCCUUAACCCUCCUCUUCUCCCAAACUGUGUCAGGGCUGCAAGUCAAGUUUUCGGAUGGUACUUAUCAUGACAUCAAGUACAAAAAAGGAUCAGUUAUUGUCAACAUUGCCGACACCUUGAGCUUUAUGACCAAAGGUUAUCUCAGAUCCACCAUUCAUCGGGUUACCGUUCCUCCUGGUAUCCAGUCGUCUAUCCACCGCAUUGGUGUGCUCUACGGCUGCCGUCCAAACGAUAAUGUCCCAGUCAUUACCGCUCCUUCCCCACUUCUCGAGCGUCUCGGUCUAAUCUCCGAUGCUGACAGGAACGCUAAGGAAGAGGACGCUGUCACAGCUGGAGAAUAUGUCGCUGCGCGUGUAAAGGCGGUGCACGGAAGCAACACCUAUGGCACUGCCCCUGGUACCAAGUUUACGCACAAGAACCUCGAAGUUCUGGAAAACUUUGCCGAUACCUCGUCCGGCAAAAAGGGAGCUAUUUGAUAAGUGUACUUUUGGCGUUACUGUACUGUGGGUCUGUUUAGUAGCCGUUAGUAGUAAUUGUAACUAUAUCUUCAUUGACGUUCAUGCAUGCCUCUUCUUGUC
Molecule: messenger RNA, 1408 nt
Organism: Cryptococcus deneoformans JEC21
Lineage: Eukaryota; Fungi; Basidiomycota; Tremellomycetes; Tremellales; Cryptococcaceae
Exons: 6
Coding region: 161-1306 (381 amino acids)
Molecular function (GO): dioxygenase activity
Source: RefSeq, a predicted model, not a curated record